Molecule: messenger RNA, 1239 nt
Organism: Penicillium chermesinum
Lineage: Eukaryota; Fungi; Ascomycota; Eurotiomycetes; Eurotiales; Aspergillaceae
Product: DUF3844 domain-containing protein
Exons: 4
Coding region: 1-1239 (412 amino acids)
Cellular component (GO): endoplasmic reticulum
Source: RefSeq, a predicted model, not a curated record
AUGUAUUGGAUCUCUCAGCUACUCGCCCUGACGGUCACAGGGGCUUUAGGAACACAUGCUUUAGAGGCCUCUAUCCUCAAGUUUCCUUCACAGCCACAUGUGAAUGGGGUCCCUGCAACUGUGUCCGAGGAUUUCGCCCGAGCCGUCUUGGAUCUCCGGUUAAAGCCCUCUCUGGCAUCUGUCUUGGGCGGCAUUGAGGCAGAUAUAGCGGACCAUCUAAAUCAGUUCUCCGAUACUCAAAGUACUCUUUUUGGUGGCUCCGGUGGUGUCGAAGCUUCUAGGAAGAGCCUGCUGGUUUUCGAAGGACUUGAUAACGAUGUCGGCUCAAGCAUACGCAAGAUGCAACCCGGAAAUCUCUUCGUUCCCAACACAUCAUACGAUUUGGUCGAUAAUUUAGUCGGAUCCCUGAAAGACGCCGUGCAGGGGGAAACUUGUACUUACGAACGAGCCAAUUUCAAGCAAGACACAGAUGGUAUUCAAUCCUUGCGGGUGUGCCUGUCCAAGGACCCGCUUCUUGUUGGCGAGAACAACUUGCUCAAUUCCAAUAUUCUUGCAAGCGUCCAGUCGGCGGAAGUUUGGGUGGAGCAUGACAAUAUGAAAACUGUCUCAAUAAUUUCGUUUGCGCCUGAUACUAAUGACAAUGGUGCACUUACUGGCCAGCCUUUCAAGACUGCUCUUGAGAGCUUAGUUGAAUCUUCGACAGCCAAUCAUCACGAUGCUACAGCAAUUAUCCUGACCGCUAGCCAAAACGACCUGCGGGGUUUCAACAGGGUGUCCGCUCGUGACGAGAAAUCAUCGGAGCGUUCCUCCCCAUCUUACCAAUUUGCAGCGGCCCGAGCUCAAAGGUCUGCCCAAGGCUUGCCUCUCCACUCAAACCUUGCGCCGGUGUGCCAUGUCUCGAACUCUUCUUGUGCUGAAGCCACAAAUAACUGCUCCGGACAUGGCUAUUGCGGUCUAAAAUACGCAUCUGUGGAUGAAACAACCUCUGGAAAUUGCUACAUAUGUCGAUGCCAGCAGACCGAGGUGCGGAACAGUGACGGUACAACUCAGAAGAUCCAAUGGGGCGGGCCAGCAUGCGAAAAGAAGGACAUAAGUUCGCCUUUCUUUCUGAUUGCCGGUGCUAGUGUUUUUGUCGUAGCUCUUAUCAGCAGUGCGAUUGGCUUGCUCUUUAGCAUGGGCCAGCAAGACUUGCCCGGGAUCAUCAGUGCUGGUGUUGCUGGUUCAAAGCCAUCUGCAUAA